Dothidotthia symphoricarpi CBS 119687 is the source of this 1092-nucleotide messenger RNA. RefSeq lists its product as uncharacterized. The coding region runs from base 1 to 1092 and encodes 363 amino acids. The transcript is spliced from 2 exons. The record is from RefSeq and is a predicted model, not a curated record. NCBI's taxonomy places the organism in Eukaryota, Fungi, Ascomycota, Dothideomycetes, Pleosporales, Dothidotthiaceae.
AUGUCCGACGCAGCCCCCGAACACGCCUUGUUGAGAUACCGCUACGAAGCCCUCUUUGGCGUGUGGCUUGUGGUGACUGGGACGACGUUUCUUCGCAUUGCUCGGCAACCGUACAGCUCGCGCUUGAAGCUGGAACAGUAUGAGAGCAUCUUCAAGGGAACGUCGCUCAGUGCUGUGCUGCUUGGGAUUGGUAUUGCACCGGACAAAGGGCUUGGCGUCCCCGCAUGUUCACAUGUCAUCGACAGCUCGGCAUCCAUUGUUCUAUUCAGUCGAUGCACCGCCCAAGUGUUCAUCCAUCUGGCUUCUCGCAGUGCCAAAUUCAAAAUGUGGAAUCCGCUGUACGCGUUUGCACCGCUGGUGCUGGUGGUGGUCUCCAUCCCUCUUGCCAUCUUCGCCAUGGCUACGACAUCAAUCGCCGUGUCCCUGCUAUCGUUACGCGCAAUGGCCGUUUAUAUCCAGCUGGGCACGGCUGUUGUGGGCGCUUGGUUACAGCCUCCAUCGACUAAACAAACUUCGUUUCUGUAUCGAUCCUCGCCGCCCUCCCCCGAACGCGCAUCACCACCCCGUCAACGCACUCGUCGCAGCAGCAGUGUGAGCAUCGUGUCUUCACUCGACUCAGCCGCUCUUGCUUCACACACACCGCGUCCUGCUAAGAAGAAUGGGUCGUCUGCUGCCCUCGUCGGGGGCAGCGAGCUGACAAGGGACUUUGAAGGCGUGGGCGGUUGGCGGGUGCCCGGCGGUGAGGAUGAAGAAGCGUUGUGGAUGGGUAUCAACUCGCGAUUACGGCUACCAGCUGACUCAUUGAAUCGUCGACACCAGCGUAGCCACACUGGAAGCGCAAGCCCCAGCCACCGAUGGACUUGGAGCCCUGAGGCGUUUCGCAUGAGCCCUGUGCAGAGCAGGGCACGCACACCCGUGAGGAUUGCUGCUGAGGACGGCGGUGACUAUUUUCCGCCGCAGCCGUAUUCGAGUUUGCGCCCUCUGAGCAGUGCAUCAGAGCCAGUGAAGCAGCACCAUCGGAGAAAGAGCGGGAGUGGAAGCAGUUCGUCGAGCGUUGGCCUGAUGAUGGCCGUGAAAGAGGUCGGCGAGUGA